Messenger RNA from Trichobilharzia szidati, 1203 nucleotides. Lineage: Eukaryota; Metazoa; Platyhelminthes; Trematoda; Strigeidida; Schistosomatidae. The record is from the annotation of a GenBank genome assembly.
AUGAGGGCUGAAGAUGGUGAGCGGGCUAUUGUUGCGGUGCAGGAUACCCUCAACAGUAUUAAAAGUCGCCCACAUCGUCAACAAGUUCUAAUGGGAGUGGGCUCAGGACUAGUUGCAGGUUACAUCUUCGCGAAAAUUGGCAGAGCAGCUGCACUCCUUUUAGGCGGGACUUUAAUUGCCUUGCAAUGUGCAGUUCAACAAGAUAUUAUUCACAUUAAUUGGAGGAGAGUAGAACAUGCUGGUGACCGGUUAAAGUCGAGUACACCGAUUUUCGGAGAUAAGGUUACUAGAAAAGAUUAUUAGCAUCGGUAUACUUAUAAAGCUGAUUGUUAUGCUUAUGCCAACCUACUGAUUAUUGGAUUGAAAUUCAUAGAAUAAAAUCCGCCAUUCAGAAAUUACACUUCUCGAGGUCGUCUCACCACAAUUUCCUGCAAUAGUUUCUACUUUCAUGCAUUUUUGCUUGCUUCCUUGAUUAUCAUUCAUAGUAUGAAGCAGAUCAGAAUAUGCGAUCUUAGUGUUUCUGGUUUCCAAAAGAAACUGGUGAAAUUUCACCCCGAACUGUUCAAUUUGAAGAUUCCCGCUCAACCUUGACAACUGGGUAGUAUCAUCAGCUCACACAAUGUGUAGCUCAUAGUCUACUGAAUGCAAAGUCUGCUCCGUGUAACUGAGCUCAAGCAGGUCCUAGGAGAAUGUAUUUUUCCCCUAUUUUUGUGGCUCAUGUCUUGGCGUCCAAAAUGUAGCAUAUGUUUUUCUAGGAAUAAGUUUAGAAAGUUUUUUUUCAUAAAAUGUAUUUCCUAAUGAAGUUAAAUACCUGGAAAACAGUAGUUGCGUGGGUUGCACUUCACAUGCUUAGCAAAGGAAAAUGAAUAUAGAAUACAUACUUGGUUUUUUAAUUCAAAUGUCAAGUCUUAAAUCUGUGUGUGAAAAUACUCUCUAUGUUCCAAGGUAUCUUUCAAAAAAGUAUCUUUUUUCGGAACCACUUUAUCGUUUGCUGGUAACUAUUAAAACGAUGAAUUCAGAAUAUCCUAUGUAAAUGUCAAUGCUUUAGUGGUUCAAAGGUUCACUAGAAACCACAUGAGUGGUCUGUGUUCGAUUCCUGGUCGACGCACUCUUCAACUUUGCCUAGUUCAUUAGCUGAUAGUAGGCUCACAAACGAGGAAACGUUGCUGGUGAGGUCAGUGGUUAGGACUCUCGCCGACCAUG